Papaver somniferum (opium poppy) is the source of this 828-nucleotide messenger RNA. RefSeq lists its product as uncharacterized. The transcript is spliced from 6 exons. The record is from RefSeq and is a predicted model, not a curated record. The coding region runs from base 210 to 575 and encodes 121 amino acids. Lineage: Eukaryota; Viridiplantae; Streptophyta; Magnoliopsida; Ranunculales; Papaveraceae.
CCCAAUUCCUGAGUCUGAAUAGGGAUUGAUGCUGUAAUAUUGAUAAUUGUAUUACAACUAUGGCUAUAUAAUAGUUGUCAAGAUUCAGAGGGAAUUUAGUCAGCAUCUCAUUCUGUUCAAUGUUCGGAUUUUGGAACUUGAGGAUACUAGCCAUGAAUAGGUGGUUACAUCUUCUUUGCUGAGGCGUGUUGCAAGCUUUGUUACUAGAAAUGAGUAAGCCGCCUAGUGAUGAUGAUAACGCUUAUCAAUUGCUAGCUGCAUCUCAGAAGCUAUUUGCACUUGCAUUAGUAUAUCUCCAUCCCUAUUUUUACCUGCCAUUACAGGGAUCAUCAUUUGACCAGCGUAACAGGUUUCCUUGCACCAGUUUGGUACCGGUUCUUGACAAUGAUUUUCUAUCAUUCUUACUGUUCAGUUACUUGUGGAGUAUUGAAGAGUUGCUGUUCAAUUCCAUGCUAACCGACCAGUGUUCCUAUCUGAUUUGUUUUCGAAAGAUUGAACUGGGAAGGCUUUCUGCAACAAUACCCGUUCUUUUCAUGAGGAAAUUCUUGGUGGAACGGUUCAAGUCCCAACUCUAACUGGGGAUGUUGUUCUCAAGGUUCCUCCUGGCACUCAACCUGUUCAUAAGGUUGUACUGAAGAGAAAAGGUUAGAAGAGUAUAUGGAUGUUUUCGAAUUUUAUGCAAAUUUCCAACCUGCAUAUGAUGCUCUUAGUGAUCGAGUGUCUCGCGUAUGGAAUUGGGAUAAAUGCUCUUAGUAAAUUUUCUGCACAUGUAUGGCAAUCUCAUCUUAUAUCUAUAUACUUGUUCAAACUUGGCCUUUCUUUUUUAUG